Amphibalanus amphitrite is the source of this 1139-nucleotide messenger RNA. Its product is annotated as venom toxin OcyC11-like. NCBI's taxonomy places the organism in Eukaryota, Metazoa, Arthropoda, Thecostraca, Balanomorpha, Balanidae. The transcript is spliced from 3 exons. The record is from RefSeq and is a predicted model, not a curated record. The coding region runs from base 635 to 1015 and encodes 126 amino acids.
GUCAAAGUCAUUGACUUAUGGUGAUAUUGGUUCAAUUUUUCGAUUUUUACAUGUUUCUAUAGUAUAGUUUUUGGAGUUGAACCUGUUACCCUAGACCCUAGAUUUGCCCUAAAUUUCGAGCUUACCAUCCAUUUGAACAUUUACUAAGUAGUUUUGGGGCCUUCGUAACAUGCCACGAAGCUGUCAGAGGCGGUUGAUGCGUACUACGAAUGCCCGGUAGGACAGCUACUGGUUGACCUGACCUGAGCUGACCCGACCUGGCCUAAAGACAUCAUCUGUUAUCAAAAAUAUCAUGAUAUUUACUCGUGAUCAGCUCCCUGAAAAAACCAUAGACGCCACAAAUCACGACGUACUAACAGGUCGAAUGAUCGGGAAAUGUUGACGUAAAACUCGACUGAAGGUCCUCCGAGGCCCCCCUGUGCCAUUUCCACAACAUUCGCUCCCUCCCCAGUCCCCAGAAGAGGCACCCCCUGCAGGUGUCGGCGAGCUGAGGUCAUGAGGUCAUUAUAGGUCCGCCCGUCACUGUCACCGCUCCAAGUGUCAGCGGUCAGUUGGGAGGGCGGCGGUGACAGUGCCGCUCGGACGGCGAUACGAUACACUUCCAGUACAGUCGGUCCAUACCUGCCGGUCCCCAAUGGCCGCCCACCGCUGCUGUACCGGCCCCCUGCCGCUGCUGCUGCUGGGGCUGCUGCUCUCAUGGGUGCCGCUCUGCCACGGAGCAGCCUGGACUCGACCGGCCACCGUCCAUCCCGGCCGGGAGGGCGAGUGCUAUGUCUCGGAGGACGAUGUGGACGUACCUGGCGGGAUCUACCUGAAGCCGGGUCAGGACUACUACCGCUCUCCGGCCGCCUGUGAGGUCUUCAAGUGCAGAGAGUCCUCCAGAGGUCUGGAGCUCAGCUUUUCCUCGUGCGGUGUGCUCAUCCCUUCCGAGGGGUGUACGCUGGUAUCCGAUGAUUCCGUCAACUACCCGCACUGCUGCCCCGAGAUCCGGUGCACCGGAUCUCGGCGGUGCUAGCUGAGCUAGCACCGCGGUGCUAGCUCGGCUCCGAGAUCGGCGCUGGGUAUGGACUGUCGUGUGGCCGCUGGUUACGUGAUGUCCGUCUUGACACCAGGGUGGUCAAUACACGAGUUCGGAGGCG